UGUACAAUAUUGAUAAUGAAAAUGGCAGUGCAAAUAGUUUGGAUUUUCUUGUUUCUGGGUAGCUUGAUUUCAUUUUCAAAUUCAUUUUGUAUGAUGACAAUGCCGACGAUGGACACAACAGAGUGUGCAUACAAAAAUGUCACAUUACCUCUAGGUCAGACGUUAACCAACUAUGACGACUGUUUGGAACUAAGGUGUCUUAAAGAUGGAAGUAUGUCCAUAUGUGGGAUUGGUAUACAUGCAGGCGUAUUUGUUCCACCAAAAGGAUGUGCUAUUUCAAGAGGAGAUAAAUGUGCUUUUGAAUUUGUUUCUGCUAGAGAUCAUACUCUUAAAUGUGAAGCAGAAAUUUUUGGCUAAACAUUGGAUAUUUCUAUUGGAUCAUGUGGAACGAUUUCAAACAAUUAAGAAAAAAAUUGGAUAGACACAGUAUACUUUCUCCGCUGGAAUUAUGAGUUAUAGUAAACAAAUAUAUAAUGAUGGACAGAUUGUGAAAAAAACAACAAUAAAUGUUGGUAACUUUGCUGAAAAUUGUCAAUGUUAUAAAAAUUAUGUUAUGUUCAACGUGUGGUUUAUCAAAAUGAUCAAUUAACCCCGUUAGAAACUGUUUAAAUGCAAUCAGAUUUAGGGAACCACUUCAUUUAUAUUCAAAAUAAAACCAAGGUGUUAUGCUGUAUAUAUAAUCAAUAAAACCUGAAGAAGACAUUCAGAUAGAAGUCGCUAUGAAAUAUAUAUCAGUUGAUCUGCUAUAAAUGUUAGACCUCCGCUAAUAUAAACACCGAAAAGAGGCACA
Molecule: messenger RNA, 790 nt
Organism: Mytilus trossulus (common blue mussel)
Lineage: Eukaryota; Metazoa; Mollusca; Bivalvia; Mytilida; Mytilidae
Product: beta-microseminoprotein-like
Exons: 3
Coding region: 16-357 (113 amino acids)
Source: RefSeq, a predicted model, not a curated record